Molecule: messenger RNA, 2454 nt
Organism: Nerophis ophidion (straightnose pipefish)
Lineage: Eukaryota; Metazoa; Chordata; Actinopteri; Syngnathiformes; Syngnathidae
Gene: sike1
Product: suppressor of IKBKE 1
Exons: 7
Coding region: 147-776 (209 amino acids)
Source: RefSeq, a predicted model, not a curated record
AAUAAAGAAGAAGAAGAAAAAAAAAGGCAGAACACGGAAAUGACGUAAUCGUAGCGCUGAUCACAAUCUUGUCAACAAAACGACAAUGUUGUGCUUUUUGUAGUAUUUUACCUUUAUCACUAGCAGGAGUGCUAGCUUAAGACACGAUGACCUGCACUUGGGAUAAAGUGUUGGGAGAUGCUCGGACAUUGCUGGAGAGGCUAAAGGAGCACGACAUGGCCGCCGAGGGACUUAUCGAGCAGUCGGGGGCCCUCAGUCAGAGGGUGCAGAGCCUGAAGGAGGUGGGAAAUGCUCUCCCAGACCAGCAUGCAGAGGAGUCUUCCGAGCUCCAGGACAUGACGACGUACAAGCCUCACGUUCUUCUCACGCAGGAAAACACUCAAAUAAAGGAACUCCAGCAGGAAAACAAAGAGCUGUGGCUGUCCCUGGAGGAGCACCAGUACACGUUAGAGUUGAUCAUGGGCCGCUACCGGAAACAGAUGCUGCAGCUGAUGAUGGCCAAGAAGGAGCUGGACACCAAACCUGUCCUGUCCCUCCACGAGGACCACGCCAAGGAAGUGCAGAGCCAGAUGGAGCGGAUAUGUGAGAUGGGCCAGGUGAUGCGACGAGCCGUGCAGGUGGAUGAUCAGCGCUUUUGUUCCAAUCGACAGAAGCUCGCCCAACUUGAGAUGGAGAACAGAGAACUGCGAGACCUUCUGGCCAUCAGCCAGGACUCCAUGGAGGCAGCCAGAGAAGGAAGCAGCCAAAACCAAGCUCAGCUCCAGUGCGACCAAUAACAUGGAGGGCACCUCUUGGUACUCUAAAGUCUGAAUGGAUGACACGAAAAGAUGGAUUCACAUCAAUUAUUUUUUAUCCCAUUCUAAAUCCAUUCACAGUUUCAACAAUCGAUAAGAAAAAAAAAAAACAAAUGUUUACAUUUUAUAAAAUAAAAAUCUUUAAAAAAUAUAUUUUUUAGGCCAUCUGCAUGCAACCCACAAUACGUUUUUUUAACCCCUAACCUAUUCUGAAAAUGCUUGUUAGAAUUACCAAAUAACACAUUGCAAGAAUCGUGUUGAAACGAUAAUCAGUUGUCUGAAUCGAAUCGUCACCUCAGGAAUCGGAUUAAUGCACACCCCAAAAGACACAACAUGUUUGCGUUGUCUAGUUUCCUAGUUCUGUACAUCUUCAUCUAGUGCAGGGGUGUCCAAAGUGCGGCCCGCAGCUCGAAUUUUGUUUUCCUGCAACAUUUCAUCAAGAAAAAAAAUAAAGAAGUGCCGUAUUUUCUGGACUAUAGCGCACCGGUAUACAAGCUGCACCCACCAAAUUUGUGAAAAAUAAUUUUCCCCAUACAUUAGCUGCGUUGCAUUAUAAGCCACAGAUAUAUACGUUGUGAAAUGAGUUAAUUUACUCAGAAAUAUUUUAUUUACAUACCUUAAUUGUUUCCAAACAAUGUCUGUAACACGGCAGGGAAACGGCUGAUCAAACAAAACAGAAGUCAUCGUCAUGGACCCUCUAGGUGCACAAGCUAACUCUCCAAUCAACUGAAACAAAAAGAAUGCCAUUGUUAGUUAAUAAUACUAACACAGACACACGUAAAUGUGUUGGCGUAUUAGCUUAUGCUAAUGACGCUUGCUUCAUUAUAUUACAGAGCACAUACAGAUAUGCAUGAAAACACUCCGACAGACAUCACACGUUAAUAAGCAAAAAUUGUUUUAGUUUGUAUUGUAAAACUUAUGAACGUUGCUUGGAGCGAUGAGUGAAGAAUCCAUAUGAGUGAAAACGCUAUGGACGGCUGGAAGACAUAAUGGCGCUUCUACAUCCGGUGGAACGCAACAAAUGGAAGGACACUGCAGCACCUGUAGUGAGCAAACUCAUCCAUUAUUAUUUGCAUUAUGACUGUCAGUGAAGAAAAAUCCAUAAAUUAACUGCAUCGUUUUAUAAGCUGCAGAGUUCAAAGCUUGGGAAAAAAGUAGCGACUUGUAGUACAUUAUUUACAGUGACGAAUGAGAAAACCUGCCAUCUUCGACUUUGCCGUCUAUAACGCAAAUCUAAAAGCCAAGUUGUGUCGUUAAACGCUUACUAAUAGGGGUGUGAAUUUUUUGCCACCUAACGAUUCGAUUUGAUCCGAUUCCUGGGGUGACAAGCAUCGAUUCAACAUGAUUCUCUAUUCAAAUCGAUACUUGCUACAAAUUAUUUGCAAUAAUAUUUCUAAUGAAACAUUUUAAAAACAGGUUGCAGGUUAGAAAAGCUCCUUCUGGUUGCUUUGAGAUGGCCUCAAAAUGCCGUUUUAGAAAUUGUUUCUUAUAAAAAAAAAGUUUUGUUUUUUUAAUCCAUUUUUGAAAAUUAUGAAUUGAUUUACAAUCAGGGUGAAAAUAAAAAUCUGAGAAGAAUUUCAUUUGUUGUGAACCUCUAAUGUAUAAUGUCUAUUUUUAGUAUUUUUAUUUGUCAAAAUAAAAGAAUAUAUGUUGUAAUCUA